CGGGCUGGGACUCGCCGCUCGCACGCCCUUGGGCCGAGGCCGGGCGUUCUUUCUCCCUUCCGCUUCCGACGCUCUGUCGGCCGAGUCAGUGUAUGUGCGGUAACACCAUGUCUGCUCCGCUGCCCGCCAUCGUGCCCGCCGCUCGGAAGGCCACCGCCGCGGACGUGGAUAUCUGCUGUGGAGAAUGUUGACCAGGACCUGUGAGUGCUGAAACCCCACGUGCAUUCUCCCAGGCACUGAAGGGUAAUUUUCCUUCAUGGAUUGGGAGAUACUGGGCAUGGAUGGGCAGAAGCUUUUGCAGGUAUCAGAAGUUCACAUAUCAAAUAUAUCUGCCCACAUGCACCUGUUAUGCCUGUUACAUUAAAUAUGAACAUGGCUAUGCCUUCUUGGUUUGAUAUUAUUGGACUUUCACCAGAUUCACAGGAGGAUGAACCUGGAAUUAAACAGGCAGCAGAAAACGUAAAGGCUUUGAUAGAUCAAGAGGUGAAGAAUGGCAUUCCUUCUAACAGAAUUAUUUUGGGAGGAUUUUCUCAGGGAGGAGCUUUAUCUUUAUAUACUGCUCUUACCACACAGCAGAAACUGGCAGGUGUCACUGCACUCAGUUGCUGGCUUCCACUUCGGGCUUCAUUUCCACAGGGUCCUAUCAGUGGUGCUAAUAGAGAUAUUUCUAUUCUCCAGUGCCAUGGAGAUUGUGACCCUUUAGUUCCACUAAUGUUUGGUUCUCUCACUGUGGAAAAACUAAAAACAUUGGUAAAUCCAGCCAAUGUAACCUUUAAGACCUAUGAAGGCAUGAUGCACAGUUCAUGUCAGCAGGAAAUGAUGGAUGUCAAGCAAUUCAUUGAUAAACUCCUACCUCCAAUUGAUUGACGUCAUUAAGAGGCCUUGUGUAGAAGUACACCAGCAUCAUUGUAGUAGAGCAUAAACUUUUCCCUGUGCCCAGUCUUGAAACUUCUAAUGUUUGCAAGUGUUAAAAUGUUUUGCAAUUACACGCCAAUGACACUGACUAAAUAAUGUCUCCUCAUAGGAAAUAUAUGAUAUUUCAGUUUCUAUACGUGUAUUUGUAAAAUAUGAUCCACAAUAUACUGGUAUUAAUAUAGGUGAAGCAGCUAGCUUCUUUUUCUUAACUGUAACUUAGCAAAAUAAUAAAAUACUUCAGUCAGAUUUUUUAUUACAUGAUUUGAAAAUUAACAGUAUGCUUAAGGAAAAUUUAUGCAGAUAUGAAGAAGCAGUUAAGAUAUAAGAUUUUUGCAUGCUGUGACUUAGUCUGUGGAUUUAUUCCGAAGUUGCUUAGUCACCAUGCACUGUCUGGUAUUUUUAUAUAUGCACUCAUAUGUAAUGACUGUAAAACCUAAGAAGGAGAAGGUAUUACAUUAUUCCUAGUAGUAGGAAUAAUGCUUUUAAGUGUCAGUAAAGAGUAAUAUUGUUCUCUUCAAAUAAUGGCCCUUUUAUUUUGGGACCAGACUUUUCCCUGAUGUCAUUUCUGUUUAAUAUUCUUUUCUCCCCUCAAGAAAAAAAGUGUUCUUUCUUGAUUUUCCUUUAUAGCAGACCAAAUACUGCUUUCCUGCCAUAGAAUCUGCUGUCAAUAAUGCUGUAAUUUGACAUUCUGAGUCACAGACCUAUGGUAUUGAAAAACUAUUUACACUUUAAAAGAAAACAACUGUUACAUAAAACUUUCUGUAUAACUUAUUUCAAACAACUGUACAUUAGUGUAAACUUAGACCUGGUCAGUGAUUAGAAUACAGUCUUCAAUCCAGGUAACAAAUCAUUCUGUGUUUUUAUUUUUUUGUAUGUAAGUGAAAGAAUAAUUAGGUCAUAUUGUAGUAUUUUCUGAAAUAGUUAAGAACAAUCUUAAAAACUAAUUUCUGAAAUUAUUUCAUCUCCUGGUAGCAUAGUUUGUUUUCUGUACAUUUGUUUCAAACCAGCUACUGUAGGAAACGAGCAGUCCAUUAGAAAAAGUUGGUUUUUUCUGUCAAUGAGCUUAUUUUAAGUUUUCAUUUAGUCAAAUGAUUUUAAUGAUUAGUUUUCUGUACCGACAUAAAAACAGCAAUCAUUUGAUUUUAAAUAAUCAAAAUUUCAAGAUUACUGAAAAAAAUUAUUGAAAACAAGUUUAUGAGUAAUAAACAUUAAUCAGAACCAUGUACUGUGGUAUAUUUACCACACAGUUUAAUAUGUAGCAAAAAUGAAUGCUUGAUAUUUCUGAACUGUGUUAAUUUUUCUGCUGUAUUUCAACUGACCAAACAAUGUUAAGAAUGCAUCUUUAUAAAUGGGUGCUAAUUGGUAAUGAAAAUAAUUUAGUAAUGGACUAUAUAGGAUGUUAAUAAUGAAGCCAUAUGUUUAUGUCUGGAUUUAAAAAUUUUAAACAAUCAUUUACUGAGUAAUUUUGCUUUACCUUAAAGAACAUAAACUGUUGUUUCAGUUAUAUAAGUCAGCAAAAUCUUAUUUAUGGCAAGAAAUAUUCCGUUGAAAUGUUAUGCUGUAAUGUGGGAAAAUGUAAAUGUUUUCCACAGUUUCUAUCAAUGUGAAAUAAAAUUUAAUUCUGACUUUUCUGUGACCAUUACUAUGGAAUAAAUGACUAUACUGAAAAUAGCAAAGUAAUCAUAAAAACAAACAUUCAGAGAGAAGCUUUCAUGAUGGUGUAGUUGGCUUGGAAUGGAACCAGUCAAGAGAAAUAACAUUAUUACUCAGUUUUAAUCUGCCAAAAACAUAAUUUUGUUUUUCAGUGUGUGUUUUAUUUGCCAAUUUCUUUGUUUUUUCCUUUCAUGUAAUAUUCACUUGGAUUUUUAAGUCACUCUCAUAAAUCAGUUAUA
This is a messenger RNA of Lepus europaeus (European hare), 2807 nucleotides long. RefSeq names its product lysophospholipase 1 (gene LYPLA1). The transcript has 10 exons. Gene Ontology annotation, cellular component: cytoplasm. Bases 349 to 867 code for a protein of 172 amino acids. NCBI's taxonomy places the organism in Eukaryota, Metazoa, Chordata, Mammalia, Lagomorpha, Leporidae. Gene Ontology annotation, molecular function: carboxylic ester hydrolase activity; palmitoyl-(protein) hydrolase activity. Gene Ontology annotation, biological process: protein depalmitoylation. The record is from RefSeq and is a predicted model, not a curated record.